AUGGCGCCGCACCUCACCCGCUCUCUUCUACUUGCCCUUCUCUUCAGCUCGGUAGCCAGCGCAGGCAGACGAAAAUGCGUCCGUUCAUCCACUCUUUCCACCAUCUCCACACCGUUGGACUCGGCCAUCAGCGCCACUCCGACCACUAGCCAUAUCAGCGUCACUCUUUCGACUCCAACGACUCUCUCUACUGUCAUCUCGUCUUCGACUCCCAGCACGUCCGAUUCUGUUUCGCCAUCCACACCGGCAACUCCUUCUGCUACUGAAUCGACCACGCCAAGCAGCAGUCAAGAAAGCCUGUCAACGCCUUCAACGCCCAGCUCUGAUACCGCGACCCCAUCGGGCACAUCAACACCUGAGGCCGGCAUCUCAACUCCAGCAACAAGCGAGGCCACUACGCCGACAUCUCAGACUACAACGCCUAGUACACCGAUUGUAUCAACGACUCCAGGGACAGAGAUUUCAAUCCCAUCUGCAAGUGAGAGUCCAGUUUCAUCAACGACUCCAACGACUGAUAUUUCAACCCCAUCUACAUCUGAGACUCCAGCCUCAACCAUAGAGACACCAUCUGCAUCGGAAAUCAGCACUCCUUCAACCCCUACUUCAACCCCUCCGACUGAAUCAUCGACUCCCGUUUCAAGCACGGAGACCCCAUCUGCCUCAGAUGCUAGCUCUGUCGCUUCUACGCCCGGAACCCCAACCCCGAUUUCAAGCACUGAAACGCCAUCUGCACCAGACUCCAGUGCCAUAGCCAGCAGCACCUCAACCACACCAUCCGUGACUCCCAUCUCUAGCACCGAGGUCUCAUCUACACCAGUUGCUAGUUCUUCCACAAGCGAGCUCUCACCCACGUCAACACCAGAGGCUACAUCCACAACACCUGAAUCUUCCACCCCUUCAUCGACUGUGCCGUCAACAACCACAUCCAGCCAACCCCAACCCACAUGUGAUAGUGUAACGCCCAUCAAGAACGGAGACUUCGAAACAGGCUCCUUUCGCCCAUGGAGGCUUAGCGGUAGCAACAACGUCCUGACUACGGUUAGCCCCGGUGGUUACGCCGGGACCAACUUCAAAUUCAACACCCGCAACUUUGACUACCCCCAGUAUCUGGAGAUGUACCAAGACAUCCAGACCUGCGGGAACACCCGCUUCUUCUGCACGUACUGGUGGAAGUGGGACAAGUACUACUCCGUAAGAAGGGGGGACACGAAUUACGUUCCCUACGUGCGCAUCUGGCAGGGCAAUACCGUUAUUGGAAACCGGUAUCCGGAGAGUGACGCGGAUACCGGGGUGUGGCUCAGAGGUAGCUUCGAUUUCACCACGCCUGCGGAUGGGACGUCGAGGAUCUGGAUUACUGCCGAGAGUCCUCAGAAUCCCGGCGUGAAUAGAAAGAAUUCGCUCGCGUUGGAUGAGAUUCAGUGUACUGCUUAUAAUUAG
Messenger RNA from Clonostachys byssicola, 1437 nucleotides. Lineage: Eukaryota; Fungi; Ascomycota; Sordariomycetes; Hypocreales; Bionectriaceae. The record is from the annotation of a GenBank genome assembly.